Molecule: messenger RNA, 2522 nt
Organism: Prorocentrum cordatum
Lineage: Eukaryota; Dinophyceae; Prorocentrales; Prorocentraceae
Source: the annotation of a GenBank genome assembly
CGCUCGUCAUAUCGCACACGUGAUUUACUACCUUUGCCCGACUUAAACCCUCUGCCUGCCCCUCCGCGGCGCUCGCCCGCCCUAAGGGCGGAGGCGCGGAGGCCAAUGGGCGGCGGCGCCGGCGCGCGGGCCGCCGCGCGGGCCGCGCUGCUCCUGCUGCUCUCCGCGGCCCGCGGCGCGCGGGCCCUGGCGAGCUCCCCCGCGGGCCUCGGGGGGAGAGGCCGCUCCCGGACGCUCACGUCCAGGUUGGCCGACGGGGAUGUGCGCAUCGUUAUGAGUGACGAUCAGGAUAAGGUAGCGCAGGCGAUGCAGCCGUGGCUGAAGUCGGGCGGGUCACAAGUGCCACUGGUGAACGAGCGUUACCUGACGUUCGAGUCCGACAGCGGUGGCUUCAACAACAUUCGGAUGGCUUUCGAGUUCUUCGUCGACGUCGCCCGAACGUCCAGUCGUACGCUGGUGCUCCCUCCGCACGAGGCCCUGUACUUGAUAGACUGGGGACCCAUGAACGCGGCAAGCCUGACCGAUAAGGUCUGGAGAGCGGCCAACACGACGACCGCGUACGAGGACCUCUGGGACGUCGACGACCUGCGAAAGAAGAUCCCGGUGCUGCGCGCGCAGGAGUUCUACGACAAGGUCCUCAGGCCCGGGGGCGCCCCAGAGGCGGCAAACCCCAAGCGGCAGACCAACGCCCAGCCCGACUACAGCCCGUGGAAGUAUUGGUUGCAGCAGCACACGGUGGUCGCCAGAGGGAACUGCAAUCUGGUGAGACACUUGGCGGAGAGCUCCUCGGCCAAGGUUGUGCACAUCCCGGCCAGGAUCUGGGACAGCAGCGGGAAGACUGAUGGGUUCGAGCAGCGGUUCCUUUUCUGUCGGAGCUUUGGCAGCGCGGGGACGGGGCUUGCAGGCCAGGUCUGGGGCGGCAAGGAGCGACCGAUCGAGGCCAACGAGCCGCCCCAGUGGCAAACGGAGCUCCACUACCAGCGGCACCUGUACGCGAUCGCAAGCGGCCCCAUUGCCCAGAUGGGCGUGCGCAACUACACCGCACUGCACCUGCGCAGGAACGACUUCCAGUUCGAGCAGGCCCCCGACUCGCCCGGGAGCGUCCUGGAGAAGAUCCUAGAGACGUUGAGGCCCAAGGAGGUCGUCUACGUCGCCUCGGACGAGAUCGACCCGCGGUGGUGGAGCAGCAUGCGGAGCGCGCUGAAGGCCCACGGCCACGAGCUCGUGACCUUCGCGGACGUGAAGCCUCAGCUUCUGGGCAGGGGGUUGAACGAGAAGUUCUCGGGGAUGGUGGAGAUGAUCAUCUGUUCUGGCGCCCGCUCCUUCUGGGGGUCUCGCGAGUCGACAUUCACGGAGGGCAUCCAGCUCCUGAGGGAUGGGCUCAAGAGGCAUUGGGGCGGGCCUGAGGAGGAGUUCGGCACUCUGAUACAGUACGCGUUCCUGCACCUCAGCGGACGCGACGACUCGUCCGCUUCGCCGCUCUAGGCCGCGCCGCCAAAUUGAGCCUAGUACCGUUCUUGCUGAAGGGUGGCCAUCGCGACGUGGCGAUCGACGACACGUUGCACCACCGAGCUGUUCCGGCGACCCCAGAUCGCAGUCCAAACCGAACUGGGGGCGGUGGGGGGGACGACAACCACCAGCACGGCGCCCAAUGCCGCAAGCGCCGAGUGGUGCAACAUGUUGACAAUGUACCGUGGAGCUGUCUUGGGGAGGUCUUGAGGCAUCUUCGAGGACGUAUGCUGCUAUCUUGGACGCCUUCGCCCGUCGCGGCUACUGCAUUCCAAAUCCAUGGGAGGGGCAACGCCCAUACCCGAUGGGGAAGAAUGGGGCUGCAAGGAUCUGAGCCUACCAGGCGGCCUCCAAAGGACGAACUCCAGGUCACCACCAGGGGCGCGAAGAUGAUCGCGCCUCGCCCGUAGCGGCCCAGGUUGCUACAGUGUCCUUCUCCGCGGCGGCGGCGCGAGGGUACGAAAAUAAUUGCGCAUCGUGGAGCGCGAUGGGCGAAGUCAGGUCUAGGCCACCCAAAUGGAGUCCUAGCGGGUGGGGUCGGAGGAUCGCGCCUCAUCGCCGAUGCAUGGGCGAUGAGGCUCGAUGUUUAGCCUGUUUUUCUCGACGCCGACGUCGGCGAUGCAUCGCCGAUGCGUCGCCCAUGCAUCGGCAAUGCGGCCCGAUCCUUCGUCCCCUCUACUCGGGCGGCCCCAUCGGGGAGGCCUCUCUCAGGUGACCUGUGCACUCGUUUAUCCACCUGCGGCCGAAGGUCUGGUGGGACUACGUCCACACAGGCUGGCACGGCGCGUGUUCGCGGCCAGCUCGCUUAUCUGUUCUCUUCCGCAUCCCGCAAGUGGCCACACGGCCAUGCGCUGCGCCCGUUGCUCCUUUCGGGCCGCGGCUCGCCGAAUGCACGGGCUUGCUUGUUGCAGGUCGGCUCGCGCGGUGCCAUUUGUUCUCUUGCCCCUUGGUGGCUCGCACUCUUCGGGCGCAGUGUCGGAACCGCCGGACCCCCGAUUUUGCGUUUCUGCGUC